Molecule: messenger RNA, 1633 nt
Organism: Tigriopus californicus
Lineage: Eukaryota; Metazoa; Arthropoda; Copepoda; Harpacticoida; Harpacticidae
Product: arylsulfatase I-like
Exons: 10
Coding region: 47-1603 (518 amino acids)
Source: RefSeq, a predicted model, not a curated record
CUUUCGAAUAUUGACACAUUCUAGCAGAGAACAAGAGAAGCUCAAAAUGUCAAGUACCUUUGGGGCAAUCUCUGUAUGGGUGACCCUAUUUGGAUUAGCAUUGUUUCCUGGGAUUCGAUUGAUUAAUGGCGACCAAGCUCCUAAUAUCGUAUUUAUUGUGGCGGACGAUUUGGGCUUCAACGAUAUUUCGUGGAAUAAUCCCAAGAUCAUCUCCCCCAACUUGGAUAGUUUGGCCAGAAAUGGAACCAUUCUGAAUCAUAACUACGUAUUGCCAAUUUGUUCGCCCACACGGUCUGCUCUAAUGACCGGCUAUUAUUCCGUCCAUACAGGGAGGCAGUCCAGCGUCAUUUGGCAACAAGAGCCUGUUGGUCUCUUCACCAAUUUUACAUUGAUGCCGGAACAUUUGAAUACACUUGGAUACGAAUCGCAUGCAGUUGGCAAGUGGCAUUUGGGAUAUUGCAACCAAUCAUAUCUUCCGACGAACCGCGGUUUCAAAUCCUUCAAUGGGUAUUUCAUAGGCUCGGAGGAUUACUACUCUCACUUGAGACCACCCAGUGUUGGAGGUGGUCCUCCUGGCUACGAUUUCCAACACAAUGAAGGCCCCGACUUGUCCGCUAAUGGAACAUAUUCAUCCGUUCUGAUUGGUUUGCAUGCGGAGAAAAUCAUCCGUGAUCACGCCCUUCAAACUCCAGAGAAACCCCUGUUCUUGUAUUUGCCGUUCCAAAAUGUUCACUCCCCACUUCAAGUUCCCGACCACUACUCAAACCUUUAUCCGAACGAAACCAACCAAGCGAGGAAAACAUUUUCCGGCAUGGUCACCGCCAUGGACGAUGCUGUGGGAACAGUGGUCAAGUCUUUGAAGAGCCAAGGCCUGUUCGAGAAUACCAUCAUCGUGUUUUCUUCAGACAAUGGUGGGCAAACCAUGUCUGGGGGAAAUAAUUUCCCCCUCCGCGGAAAUAAAGGAACUUUAUGGGAAGGUGGGACUCGAGUUCCAGGAUUUGUUCACAUUCCGUUCUCAAAGAACAGAGCAAGGAAUGUUUCAAGUUUGUUCCACGUGACGGAUUGGUUGCCAACGCUUUAUCGAGCUGGUGGUGGGGAUCCACAUGAGUUGGGCCCCAUUGAUGGUUUGGAUCAGUGGAAUCUGUUGGUGGGUAAUCAGGACAAAGGAGUUCGACAAGAGUUCUUGUAUAAUAUUCAACCCAUUCCAAGUAUUGAAGGUGCUCAGGCUAGAGCAGCUAUCAGAGUGGGCGAUUUCAAACUUUUACGAGGUGUCCCUGGGGAACCGAGUGGCUGGAUUCCACCGGCAAAAAGUGUGGAUAUCCCACUCGAGCGCAAUAAUCAUCUCGCCAAUCUGACCCACUUCCAAGCCGUCCCGAAUUUUGCAAGCUUUGAAGUUCGUCUGUACAACAUCACAUCGGAUCCGGAAGAGAGGGUUGAUUUGUCUCACAAUCAUCCGGAUAUUGUGGAAUCCAUGCUUGCGAAAUUGGCUAGAUUCGAUGCCUCCAUGAUCCCGCCAAAUAUUAAGCCUGAAGUGGCAUCUGGCAAUCCCAAUCGUUUCAACGGGAUUUACACACCCGGAUGGUGUCAAGCCCAACCCAAGUAAAAUGGUUGACAACAAAGUCAUACAUUUUCA